Quercus robur (English oak) is the source of this 3427-nucleotide messenger RNA. RefSeq names its product DExH-box ATP-dependent RNA helicase DExH1. Gene Ontology annotation, molecular function: RNA binding; ATP binding. The transcript has 16 exons. The record is from RefSeq and is a predicted model, not a curated record. Bases 28 to 3159 code for a protein of 1043 amino acids. Lineage: Eukaryota; Viridiplantae; Streptophyta; Magnoliopsida; Fagales; Fagaceae. Gene Ontology annotation, cellular component: nucleus; intracellular anatomical structure.
CACUGUGAUAUAUAUAAAAAUUUAUAAAUGUCUCUUCGCUCAUUCGGCGCUAACUACAGCUACUGCUACCAUUGCUAUCACUCCCUCUCUAGCCACAUUUCCCUCGCUCGGCGAUUCUCUGCUUCGCAGCUUCGGAUCUCAGCUCGUGCAAUGUCUUACCGUCCCAACUUCCAAGGCGGUCGUCGCGGCGGCGGCCCUAACAGCAGAGGACGCGGUGGAGCUCGCCGUGGCGGCGGCGGCGGUGGAGGAGGCCGAGGAGGAGGACGCGGCGAGCAGCGGUGGUGGGACCCCGUCUGGCGAGCCGAGCGCCUGAGACAGCAACAGGCCGAGAUGGAAGUUCUUGAUGAGAAUGAGUGGUGGGGUAAGAUAGAGCAGAUGAAAAGAGGAGGGGAACAGGAGAUGAUAAUUAAGCGUAAUUUCAGUCGCGCAGACCAGCAAACCUUAUAUGAUAUGGCUUAUCAACUGGGGCUUUACUUCCAUGCAUAUAAUAAAGGGAAGACUCUUGUGGUCAGCAAAGUUCCAUUGCCAGAUUACCGGGCAGAUCUCGAUGAGCGUCAUGGGUCCACACAGAAAGAGAUUCGAAUGUCCACAGAAAUUGAGAGAAGAGUUGGAAGUCUUUUGAAUAGUUCAGAGUCACAUGGGGCAUUAACCUCUAUAGAUUCUUCUGUAGCAAUCAGCCAGGGAGGCAAAGGCAAGCCAUCAUCAUCUGGUGUUAAUAUAAUCAAACCUGACUCCUUGUCAGAGAUUGAUUCUGCUAAGGACAAUCUUAGUCUUGAACUUAAGCAGAGGCAGGAAAAAAUGAAGGUAAGUGAUUCUUCAAGGGCAAUGCGGUCAUUCAGAGAAAAGCUUCCUGCAUUCAAAGUGAAAUCUGAGUUUUUGAAAGCUGUUGCUGAAAACCAGGUAUUGGUAGUUUCAGGGGAGACAGGUUGUGGUAAAACAACUCAGCUGCCUCAAUUUAUUCUGGAGAACGAAAUAUCACGUUUGCGUGGUGCUGAUUGCAGCAUAAUGUGCACUCAACCCCGCCGUAUAUCUGCCAUUUCCGUUGCAGCUCGUAUAGCUUCUGAAAGGGGGGAGAGUCUUGGUGAAACUGUUGGUUAUCAGAUCCGCCUGGAAGCAAAACGUUCUGCUCAAACACGGUUGCUAUUUUGUACCACAGGAGUAUUACUUCGACAGUUGGUUCAAGACCCAAAGCUUGCUGGGGUGAGCCAUCUACUAGUGGAUGAAAUCCAUGAAAGAGGCAUGAAUGAAGAUUUUUUACUAAUAAUUCUGCGUGACCUUCUUCCUCACCGUCCAGAUUUACGUCUUAUUCUAAUGAGUGCUACCAUUAAUGCUGAUUUGUUCUCCAAAUACUUUGGAAAUGCCCCAACUAUACAUAUACCGGGAUUGACUUUCCCUGUGGCAGAGUCUUUUCUAGAGGAUGUGCUGGAAAAAACUCGUUACAAUAUCAAGUCAGAGUUUGACAACUUUGAGGGGAAUUCAAGGAGGAGGAGGAGGCAACAAGAUUCCAAGAAGGAUCCUUUAACAGAAUUAUUUGAGGAUGCUGAUAUUGAUUCUCAAUACAAAAAUUACAGUGUAUCCACAAGAAAGUCUCUUGAAGCUUGGUCUGGUUCACAGCUUGAUUUGGGUCUGGUGGAGGCAACAAUUGAAUACAUCUGUCGCCAUGAAGGUGAUGGAGCUAUUCUUGUAUUCCUUACUGGCUGGGAUGACAUCUCUAAGCUACUUGACAAAGUUAAAGCAAAUAAUUUCCUUGGAGAUCCCAGCAAGUUUCUAGUCCUUCCCCUACAUGGUUCAAUGCCCACCAUCAAUCAACGUGAAAUAUUUGAUUGUCCUCCCCCUAACAAGAGGAAAGUUGUGCUGGCAACUAAUAUUGCUGAGAGUAGUAUCACCAUAGAUGAUGUUGUGUAUGUCAUUGACUGUGGAAAGGCAAAGGAAACUAGUUAUGAUGCCCUGAACAAACUGGCUUGUCUAUUACCAUCAUGGAUUUCCAAGGCUUCGGCACAUCAGAGACGAGGUCGUGCUGGUCGUGUGCAACCUGGAGUUUGUUAUAGAUUGUAUCCAAAGAUGAUCCAUGAUGCAAUGCUUCAGUAUCAGUUACCUGAGAUUCUCAGAACACCUCUGCAAGAACUAUGCCUGCAUAUCAAAAGUUUGCAGCUUGGAACGAUUGGAUCAUUUUUGGCAAAAGCACUUCAGCCACCGGAUGCUCUCGCUGUUCAAAAUGCAAUAGACCUUCUUAAAACAAUUGGGGCUCUAGAUGACAUGGAGGAACUUACCCCACUUGGUCGCCAUCUUUGUACUCUACCAUUGGACCCAAAUAUUGGGAAGAUGCUUCUUAUGGGGUCUAUCUUUCAAUGCCUCAAUCCAGCCUUAACAAUUGCAGCUGCUCUUUCUCAUCGUGACCCAUUUGUGCUACCAAUAAAUAGGAAAGAGGAAGCUGAUGAAGCUAAAAGAUCCUUUGCUGGUGAUUCUUGCAGUGACCACAUAGCACUUCUUAAAGCUUUUGAAGGAUGGAAGGAUGCAAAGCGUAAUGGAAAGGAAAGAGCAUUCUGUUUUGAUAACUUUUUAUCCCCAGUUACAUUGCAGAUGAUGGAUGAUAUGCGAAUGCAAUUUGUAGAUCUAUUAUCAGGCAUUGGCUUUGUAGACAAACCAAGGGGUGCAAAUGCUUACAACCAAUAUAGCCAUGAUUUGGAGAUGGUCUCUGCAAUCCUUUGUGCUGGACUCUAUCCAAAUGUGGUGCAAUGCAAAACAAGAGGAAAACGGACAGCAUUCUACACUAAAGAAGUUGGGAAAGUUGACAUUCAUCCUGCAUCUGUCAAUGCAGGAGUUCAUCUCUUCCCUCUACCUUACAUGGUUUAUAGUGAAAAGGUGAAAACAACUAGCAUAUAUGUCCGAGACUCUACAAAUAUAUCAGAUUAUGCUCUACUUCUAUUUGGCGGUAAUCUCACCCCUAGCAAAACUGGGGAGGGCAUUGAGAUGCUUGGUGGUUACCUUCAUUUCUCUGCAUCGAAGAGUGUUAUAGAGUUGAUACGGAAAUUGCGCACUGAACUUGACAAGCUUCUAAAUAGGAAAAUUGAGGAACCGGGUUUGGACAUUUCUAUGGAGGGAAAGGGAGUGGUUGCCGCUGCGGUUGAGUUACUGCACAGUCAAACCAUACAUUAUUAAAUUCUGUACUGAUCCAAAACUAAACACUGUUCAAUUGGAGUCCGGCCUUCCCGUUUUUCGUUUUGUCCUCCUAUUGAGACUUGAGAGACAUAAAAUUUUGCCACUAAUAUUUUUAGGCAUUACAUUAGGAUGUGACUUAGCUGGGUGGCUGUAAUACUAAUUUUAUGUACACAGAUUUACAUGGAGGGUAUUUUUAUAGAUCUCAGUUUGUAUUAGCUAUUAUAUGUAAAAAGAAUUGCAAAUUUUAUAUUAUAAGCUUUCAUGGUUA